Molecule: messenger RNA, 3493 nt
Organism: Urocitellus parryii (Arctic ground squirrel)
Lineage: Eukaryota; Metazoa; Chordata; Mammalia; Rodentia; Sciuridae
Gene: Crk
Product: CRK proto-oncogene, adaptor protein
Biological process (GO): enzyme-linked receptor protein signaling pathway; cell migration
Cellular component (GO): cytoplasm
Molecular function (GO): signaling adaptor activity; receptor tyrosine kinase binding
Source: RefSeq, a predicted model, not a curated record
GCCCGCGGCCGCCGCCGCCAUUUCGGGCGCUGCUGUGAGGGUGAGACCCGAGCCGGUCCGCUGGGCGGCGGGCGCCGGGGCUGGAGUGUCGCGCGUGGCGGCGGCGGCCCAGCGUGUUGGCGCGGAGGUGGCCAUGGCGGGCAAUUUCGACUCUGAGGAGCGGAGUAGCUGGUACUGGGGGCGAUUGAGCCGGCAGGAGGCAGUGGCACUGCUGCAGGGCCAGCGGCACGGGGUGUUCCUGGUGCGGGACUCGAGCACCAGCCCCGGGGACUAUGUGCUCAGCGUCUCCGAGAACUCGCGUGUCUCACACUACAUCAUCAAUAGCAGCGGCCCGCGCCCACCGGUGCCACCAUCGCCCGCACAGCCUCCGCCCGGGGUGAGCCCCUCCAGACUCCGAAUAGGAGAUCAAGAGUUUGAUUCAUUGCCUGCUUUACUGGAAUUCUACAAAAUUCACUAUUUGGACACUACAACAUUGAUAGAACCAGUUUCCAGAUCCAGGCAGGGUAGUGGAGUGAUUCUCAGGCAGGAGGAGGCAGAGUAUGUGCGAGCCCUCUUUGACUUUAAUGGGAAUGAUGAAGAAGAUCUUCCCUUUAAGAAAGGAGACAUCUUGAGAAUCCGGGAUAAACCUGAAGAGCAGUGGUGGAAUGCCGAGGACAGCGAAGGCAAGAGGGGGAUGAUUCCAGUCCCUUACGUGGAGAAGUAUAGACCUGCCUCCGCCGCCUCAGUAUCUGCUCUGAUUGGAGGUAACCAGGAGGGUUCCCACCCACAGCCACUGGGUGGGCCGGAGCCCGGGCCCUAUGCCCAACCCAGCGUCAACACUCCGCUCCCUAACCUCCAGAAUGGGCCCAUUUAUGCCAGGGUUAUCCAGAAGCGAGUCCCUAAUGCCUACGACAAGACAGCCUUGGCUUUGGAGGUCGGUGAGCUGGUAAAGGUUACGAAGAUUAAUGUGAGUGGUCAGUGGGAAGGGGAAUGUAAUGGCAAACGAGGUCACUUCCCAUUCACACAUGUCCGUCUGCUGGAUCAACAGAAUCCCGAUGAGGACUUCAGCUGAGUAUAGCUCAACAGUUUUGCUGACAGAUGGGAACAAUCUUUUUUUUUUUUUUUCCAAUUACCAUCUAUAUAAUUUUCUUACAGGUGUCAAAAGCAGUCUAGUUUAUAUAAGCAUUCUGUUACCUGUGAUCUUUUUUUAGACUGAACUACUCCAUUCCUAGUCUUAUUUACCAUAUCCAGGGUACGAAACUGGAGGGCUUGUGUGGUUAUUUCUGAAUUGGCAGUUUUAGGUGGUAGUGGCUGUGCCUGUAUCAGAAGGGACAGGUGUUUUACCUCCUUUCUCUCAAGCAGUGCAGAACAACCUGUGGGAUGCUGAUGGACAAGGGAGGAGUGUUACACACUGGUUACCCUGACUUAUCCAGUGGUUUUGUUUUCAUCUGAAAUCAUACUAUCAAAUGGCAGUAGACUGUUCCCUUCCACCCCCUUGAAGUAAUCAUGCACCAUGUGAAUAGUGCCCAGUGGGAUUGCUUUUUCAUUUAUGGAACAUGACCAUUGUAUGACUCAUUCUGACAUUUGAAAUCCUGAGAAUUCUGAGAACACUACUAGAGGCAUUUGUCUUCCUUCCCAGUCAAUGCUUCAUACUUUUUCUUGGGAUUCUUUCAACCCUUGUUAUUCUUUUCCCCAAGACCCAUAAGUAGGCUGAUUCUUAAGAUAAUGUAUAUUUUCAUUCCAGAUGAGGAGCAGGAUGUGCAGAGCACUUUAUUCAGUGCAUAGCUUUAAGCCAGUAUUGGAUUCACUAAGUGGACAGCCAAACUCCCAGCUCUCUGCCUUCCCCUAAGGGGUCAUACUAGAUUUACACUGCUGCAGCAGCUAAAGAGAUUCCUGCCUGAUGGGUAUCAACAGGGCCAUUUCUCCUGAGUGCCAGUAUCCUAGGACACCCUGAAUUCUCAGAUUCUACUUGGAGUAGAAGGACCAAUCACUUAUAAUAUUCCAUGAAAGGUUUCAGGGCCAAAUUCUGCCCUCAGCGUUCUGUGCAACUUAUAUAAAAGACAAGUUAGAAUCAUGAGUUUGAGGGUAGAGUUAGUGCUUUGAAAGAUGUUUGAACCAAUCAUGAAUUACUUAAUGUAUUAUUCAUUUUACAUGGCCAGAACAGUGCUUGAAGUACUGUCUUCAUUUUUUUUUUUCAUGGCUUUUUUUUUUUUUUUUUUAAUGUUCAGGUUUAGUUUGUAAACCCUUUUAAAAAUAGAAUGGUUUAUAUGGGGUCAGGUGCUCCAAAGAAUAGACCUAUGAGACCAAAAAUAAUCUAAGCUAUUUUAGACUAUAACAUGAAACUUUUAAAGUUAGUUCCCAGUUGAUAAAGGCACUUGGUGGUCUCUGGUGUAGUGUGACAUAGAAACACCUUAUACUUUGCUUUGGACCUCAUUUUAGAAACAUAAUGUGUACCUUUCUAAUUGCUCUACAUAGGUUAAUAUGAUAAAUUUUCAUUCUUUGAAUAUAUACCAAAUCAUGGUUAUUUUAGUGCACAUUGCCUGGCACAUAGUGUGCCAAUGUUUGUGUGAGUGAAUGAGGGUAAUGCAGGAGCUUGUUACAUGGCCCAGGGAAGCCAGCUGGCACGGGAGUUACAUACAUUACCACAGGCAAACUUAUGAGUUGACGCUAAUUUAAUGUAUUUUUACCUCACACUAAGGUAAUGCUUGAUGAAGAUAUUAAUAAUCAACUUUCAAAAUAUUAGCACAGUGCUGUGCACAUAGUGGGUGCUCAAUAAUGUCGAAUGAACAAAUUUGCAUACCCAAUAUAAUUCCAUCUGACUACUUUUGUUAAAUUUUCAGUUAUCAUUCAUACUGUAAAAUCCAAAAGCACAUUAAAUCUUGUUUUCCUGGAAGUAUGGCAUCUAAAAUAUUUGUAGAAGAACCUUGUUACAACUGAUUUGAAUGUUUAUAUUUUCCUUUGCCUUUGAUAUUGGCUUGUAAUGUCUCUUUUCAUCAUGUAAUAUUAGUGGAAUAUGCAACUCAAAUCAUAAGAAUUUCUCAAUGAUAAGUUGUCUGGAGCCAUUACAUAAAGUGUUGGGUUGGAUUUGGCUGGGUGUGGCAGUUAUUGGAUAUCAAGAACUCAAAGGACUUCUUAUAAAUUCCAAAAAACAUGCUAGAAUUCCCAUUCAAGUGCAUAUUCAUUGUCACAAAAUAAACUGAAAUUGGCUGCUAUAUUUUUUAUAAUUGUUUCUGCAAAAGCCCAUUUUUUGGAUACUAAUGUUUGACAUGGUUAAUUCUUAUUAAUUUGUUGGACUUCUUUAUUGUUAAUAAUGAAAAUAGAUAAUUUUUAAUUUUCCACAAGUAACAUAUCACUAUUAAUGGUUUGAAAUGGGUGAUAAGCAAACCAAUUUGAAAUAAAAUAUGAACAUUUGCCAUUGUAUUAUAACACUAUACACUUUCUUGACAGUUAAAUUUUAAAAAAUGUUUUUUUGUAGCAUGUAUUGUAUAUGUUUAUAGUAUAUGUAGUAAAUAAA